Messenger RNA from Botrytis porri, 633 nucleotides. RefSeq lists its product as uncharacterized. The transcript is spliced from 4 exons. Lineage: Eukaryota; Fungi; Ascomycota; Leotiomycetes; Helotiales; Sclerotiniaceae. Gene Ontology annotation, biological process: mitotic cell cycle; kinetochore assembly; chromosome segregation. Gene Ontology annotation, molecular function: protein heterodimerization activity. Gene Ontology annotation, cellular component: kinetochore; nucleoplasm. The record is from RefSeq and is a predicted model, not a curated record. The coding region runs from base 1 to 237 and encodes 78 amino acids.
AUGGCUACAGGACAGAAACUUUAUCCUCGAGCCAAUCUUAAGAAGAUUGUUAAAGCUCAUUCCAAGCGUAAUCUCACCAAAAAUGUUGAUGUAUUGAUCUUCCUCGAUUAUAUGCUAUUCCUCGAAACGUUAAUGAAGGAAGCUGGUAUCAAUGCGAAGCAGGCUGGAGAGCGUGGCAUUAGUGCCAAAAGUAUUAAAAAGGUUACCGAGUUAUCGCUAUCGAAAUUUAAGGGAUGAUGUUCGAGCUUCGAUGAGUGGUUGUGUAAAUGAUACAGUGAAUACGCUCUCCAAGAAGGUACGGACCUCAAGGGCGCUCGAAUUCGAAGGGGAAAUACGGGAUGUACCUAGGUACCUAAUGUAGAUGCUACGCACAAUGGACCGGACGGCAGAUAGCGAUGUGAAGAGUGCCUAGGUACCAUACCGUUGGUGGUCGACAAGUAUAAGGAAGAAGAAGAAUGUAUUGGGCUGAUGCGUGAGGCUGUGAAUUCACGGAGCUCAGGGGACAAGGCGAAGAUGACCAGAUGCUAGCAAUUCUUUUUAACCAUACAUCAAUCACUUGGAGGUUGAUUUGGUUAAACUACAAUUAAAUAAGAAUCAAACAAUACCUAAAUACAGCUCAAGUUCAUUUCCAGA